This is a messenger RNA of Poecilia reticulata (guppy), 1626 nucleotides long. Its product is annotated as phospholipase A and acyltransferase 3-like. Gene Ontology annotation, biological process: N-acylphosphatidylethanolamine metabolic process. Gene Ontology annotation, cellular component: cytoplasm. The record is from RefSeq and is a predicted model, not a curated record. Gene Ontology annotation, molecular function: glycerophospholipid phospholipase A1 activity; A2-type glycerophospholipase activity. Lineage: Eukaryota; Metazoa; Chordata; Actinopteri; Cyprinodontiformes; Poeciliidae.
GUCUGCUGCAAGUGUUUUCAAGUUGGAGAAAACAUUUAGUGUAAGUUUCAUUUUCUGUGAAGUUGUCCAGGUGAAGACAUGGCUCCCUUUCUGUUUGACGUAGACGCAAAGCCGGGGGACCUGAUAGAAAUCUUCGGUGGGGUGUAUCACCACUGGGCUGUUUUCAUUGGAGGAAGUGAAGUCAUUCAUUUGAUUCCUUCAACUCACAGAGGAGGAGAUCUGCUCGAGGUGCUCGCCUUCCUUGGGAGCAGCGACGCUACGGUGAGGCGUCAGAGGAUCUGGGAAGUCGUUGGGUCCAACCGUUUCCAAGUCAACAACCUCCUGGACGACAAGUACCAGCCUCUUGACCCCAGCACCAUCGUCAGCAACGCUGUGAAGAUGGUGGGUCAGGAGCGUCCGUACAACGUCGCCACUCAUAACAGCGAACACUUCGUCACCGAGCUUCGAUACGGCAAACCGGAAUCACGACAGGUUCAAACUGCGGCUGUGAUCGGAGGUGUUGCCGCCGCCGGCGUGGCGGUUGCAGUCGUGGGAGCCGCUUUGUUUUCUGCCUUCCGCAAAAAUAAAGACAAAGACUGAAAGCCUUCAAAAGUCUUCAGUAUACCGAAAACUACGAAAGCAUGAAGAAAGGUUAAUUUUUGUCAUUUAGGUUUUUUUUUCUUUGUAUAUUUGCAAAUAUUAAAUGGAUUUUCUCGAAUGGAAAUGGAAAUGCAUUUCCAUUCGAGAAAUGCAUUCUCAUGAUUUCUCGAGAAAUCAUGAGAAUGAUUUCUCGGUAAUCAUGAUUUCUCAUGAUUACCUUUUAUCUACAUGAUAAAAGGUAAUCAUGUAGAUUAUAAUUGAAUUGAUAUUAAUGUUUUGGUUGUGGAUAAAUACAUAUAAUUGAUUAAAAUUAGACCACAGAAAUGAUUUGUAAUUGCAUGUUUACGUUUGUAUUGAGUCCUCAGGAAUUUACUCCCAAAUCUCAGAUUCCAGAUAUUUUAAGUCAUGAUCUUUGGGUGUUCCAGUUUUCAGUUUUAUUCAUGCUUUUCAUGUUCUUAUCAUUUACAUUGAAGUAAAUAUUUUCUUAAUUUCUGUUCUUUGUGCUCAUUGGCUUGAUUGGUGCUAAAGCAAAAUACAAUAUAGCACCAAAAAGAAAGUUUAUAAUUCAGGCUAAAGUUAGACAGAGAGGUACGUUUAGAUUUUUUUCUCCGAGUAAUUUCAAUUUGAACUUAAUUUACACUUUAAAAAACUGACCAGCUGUGUCCAACAACAACAUUAAAUUGAGGUGAUUGUUGUUGACAUUGUUACUAACAAAAAAUAAAUAAAUAAAUAAAUUUUAUCAGUUAACAUCAACUCUCCACAUCUUUUUAAACAAACUUUUAAAUUCUUAUUUAGCAAAUUAUUGUCUUUCAAGAUAUUGAUGUCGUUUUGAUUUGUUUCCCCUCAAAAUCUUAAUAUACAACAACUAAUAUUUGUCUUGAAAUCAUCUGACACCAAAAGUCCGGAGCAUGCAACAGGUCAUGAGGUCAUGUACCCAUUUUAAAGGUCAUCACGACAUGACCCCCAACAACAAACAUCACGGCGGUUCAGAGUGUAAACGCUGUGCGUUACCUUCAUUAAACUAAAAUCUUUUCUUAAAAUGCAGAG